UGUUCUUUCUCUCUCUCUACAUACAUUUGUCUAUGUCAUUCAUUCAUUAAUUCAUUGCUACAAGCGACUAACCGAAUCAUCGCCAACAAGAAUCAACAACAUUCUGAUCAUCCAACCAAAGAAAAAUCAUCUGCUGUGGUUUUAUUUUUCAAAGCUUAGUAAUAAAAAGUGGAAAUAUUUUGAAUGAAACAAUUAGCAAUUAAAAAAAUUAAAUUUCCGUAUCAUCAUCUUUAUUGUUGCAUCUGUCGUCCAGUUUGAUUUUAACGAACGAAUUUUUUUUCCUAAACAACCUUUUCAUUUUUUUUUUUUUUUUGAUUCGUUUCAAAUCAUCGUAUAUGAUACACAGUAUUAUGUUUGUGUGUAUGUUUUGUGUCUGUCUGUUUAUGUUUUGUUGAUUGCAUAAUUCUGAUGAUGUUUUUCCGGCUUUACAAAAGCUAAUCAUGUGUAUGAUGGGAAUAAUGAUCUAUUUUUUAUUAUUCAAGUCAAUAAUUUUCUAUGUCCAGUAAUAUUUCAAUCAUCAUCAUCAUCAUCAUCACCAUAAUCAAUUGCCCAAAUUUUCAAUCAGAUCAAAUCUUAUGAUUUUACUUGAAGAAAUUUCCAUUUAUUAAUGCCGAAACGAACAACAAACAAACAAAUAAAAGCCUAGAAUUUCAAUCGUUCAAUCAUCAUUCUAGUUGUGUGCCUAUAUAUUUCAUAUGAUUUGUUGUUCCUUCGUCAGCCAAUAUUGCCAAUUUCAACUUCAAAAUAUGUUGCCAUCAUUUUGUUAUCAUUCGACUAUUCCAUUAGCAAUCAUUCAUCAUAUUAAUAAUCGAUUAUUGAUCAACUAAUCAAUUUCAUUCAAUCAUAUGACCGGAAUAAUUUAACGUUAAAAUUUUUCAACAACAAAAAAAAAUUCAACAUUACAUGAACGGCAAAACGAUACGCUGAACCCGGUCAUCCCGGACACAGCCCCAUUUAAUUGAAGCCGACGUAAUGACAAAAUGCCUGGCGGUCGUAGAGGUCUCGUUGCGCCUCAAAAUACAUUCUUGGAAAAUAUUAUUCGUCGAUAUAACUCGUUGCCUGAUUGCAGUUUUUUACUUGCCAAUGCCCAGAUUGUCGACUAUCCAAUUGUUUAUUGUUCAGAAUCAUUCUGUCGUAUAUCCGGCUAUAAUCGUGCCGAAGUUAUGCAGAAAAGUUGCCGUUGUACAUUCAUGUACGGUGAGAUGACCGAUAAACAAACUAUAUCACGAAUCGAACAAGUAUUGGAUAAUCAUGUUAUUGAACAAUUUGAAAUAUUGUUAUAUAAAAAAACACGACCAUAUUCGGCUGCUUCGGCCCCAGGAUCGCCAAUUAGUCGCCAUAAUACAUCACCUAGAUCUAGUUCAGGUACACCAUUAUGGCUAUUAUUACAAGUGGCACCGAUCAAAAACGAAAAAGAUGUGGUUGUAUUGUUUUUGCUCACUUUUCGCGAUAUAACCGCAUUGAAACAGCCAAUCGAAGAAGAUGCACAAAAAGGUCUAAGUAAAUUUGCACGAUUAGCCCGUUCGGUAACACGUAGCCGUUCGGUACUUGCUCAACAAUUUUCAUCACAUCUACCAGUCAUCAAAGCUGAGACUAGUUCAAGUAAACAAUAUCAUUUGGGCCAAUUGAUUAAUUUAAAUUCGGAUAUAUUGCCACAAUAUCGACAAGAAGCACCGAAAACACCGCCACAUAUAUUACUACAUUAUUGUGCAUUCAAAGCCAUUUGGGAUUGGGUCAUAUUAUGUUUGACGUUUUACACUGCCAUAAUGGUUCCAUAUAAUGUUGCUUUUAAAAAUAAAACUUCCGAAGAUGUUAGUCUGCUCGUGCUUGACAGCAUCGUUGAUGUGAUAUUUUUUAUUGAUAUUGUGCUCAAUUUUCACACAACAUUCGUCGGACCUGGUGGCGAAGUAGUUUCAGAUCCGAAAAUUAUUCGUGUCAAUUAUCUCAGGAGUUGGUUCAUUAUUGAUCUACUUUCAUGUCUGCCUUAUGAUAUAUUUAAUGCAUUCGAUCAUACUGAAGAUCAAGGUAUCGGCAGUUUAUUUAGCGCCUUAAAAGUAGUUCGCCUAUUACGACUUGGCCGUGUUGUGAGAAAACUGGACCGUUACCUUGAAUAUGGUGCUGCAAUGCUCAUUUUGUUACUUUGUUUUUACAUGUUAGUCGCCCAUUGGCUUGCAUGUAUUUGGUAUAGUAUUGGUCGUAGCGAUUCGGAAAACUACCUCACAUAUAGUUGGCUAUGGAAAUUGGGCAAUGUUACACAGUUUCCAUUUCAUCUGAGGCCCAAUAAUAUUACAGCUCGUGUCGAGCUUGAAGGUGGACCAGAACGAUCAACAAUGUAUAUAACAUCAUUAUAUUUUACAAUGACCUGUAUGACCAGUGUUGGUUUUGGUAAUGUUGCGCCUGAAACUGAUAAUGAAAAAAUCUUUACCAUUUGUAUGAUGGUCAUUGGAGCCCUAUUGUAUGCAACGAUAUUUGGUCAUGUAACGACCAUCAUACAACAGAUGACCAGUGCCACAGCCAAAUAUCAUGAUAUGUUGAACAAUGUUCGAGAAUUCAUGAAACUACACGAGCUUCCAAAAGCAUUAAGUGAACGUGUCAUGGACUAUGUAGUGUCCACAUGGGCUAUGAGUAAAGGAAUUGAUACGAAAAAAGUAUUAAGCUAUUGUCCUAAAGAUAUGACCGCCGAUAUUUGUGUCCAUCUUAACCGGAAAGUGUUCAAUGAACAUCCUGCAUUUCGAUUAGCCAGUGAUGGUUGUUUACGCGCAAUGGCCAUGUAUUUCUCUAUGGAUCAUAGUGCACCCGGUGAUUUAUUAUAUCAUGUUGGUGAAUCAAUCGAUUCAUUGUGUUUCGUCAUUUCCGGAUCAUUGGAAGUGAUUCAAGAUGACGAAGUGGUUGCCAUUCUGGGUAAAGGCGAUGUAUUUGGCGAUGCAUUCUGGAAAGAGCCAACCAUAGGACAGUCAUGUGCCAAUGUUCGAGCUUUAACAUAUUGCGAUCUACAUGCAAUCAAACGUGACAAAUUAAUCGAAGUACUCAAUUUUUAUCAAGCAUUUGCAAAUUCAUUUGCAAGAAAUCUAGUGCUCACUUAUAAUCUCAGACAUCGGUUAAUUUUCCGUAAAGUUGCCGAUAUAAAACGUGAACAAGAAUUAGCUGAAAAACGAAAAAAUGAUCCACAAUUAGAUUUAGCUCAAGAUCAUCUUGUAAGAAAAAUAUUUUCUAAAUUUCGUAAACCUUCCGAUGGAGUGCCUUCAACUGGUAUACCUAGUCGUCCCGGUUCAAGUGCCCCAAAUUCAGCCGAUAUUGAAAAAGGCUCUGAUGGUAAAACAAAACAGCCUCAAUCAGAACCUGAAUCAAGAGUUGCUUCAGCGUUCAAAGGAUCAAAAUGGGCUGCUGCAUUAGGUCGUGAUUCUAGUAAUAUAAGUCGUGAUGCUGAAAAAAAAGCACACGAAGUGGAAAACGCAUUGUUUGAUCGUGACGAUCAUAAUUUAAAUCUGUCAAGAAAAACGGAAUUAGUUUGCAAAAAAUCUGAACAUAUACAAGUAGUCAAAGAUAUUCGUCCACCAACACAGGGCAAUAAAUGGCCACGAGUUGCUACAGGAGGUAGUGUACGACACGAAACAAUUGAAGAAACGGCUGAAGAUGAACAAAAAAACAAAACUGGUACCGAGACUGCCGAUUCGAAUAAAAUAUUGGUCCAACCAAAAAGUAUAAAUAGUGCCGAUUAUCAACAAAUUGUGGCCACAUUAGUUGAUAUGCGUAUUGAUCUGAAAUUAGAGAUGCAAAAACUUACGAACAAGAUUGGAAAGAUUGAUGAACACAUAUCGAAUAUAACUAAAAAAUUAUCCACAUUGAAUAUCGAUGUUGAUGAUCAUCAUUCACCAUCAACAGAUGCAACAGCCACUAAUUUAAUAUCUAGCACAUCAUUUUCUGCUCAAACAAAAAAUUCUAUCAAAUCGUUCUCUACGAUGGGCCAGAAUAGUACGAUCGAAGAGGUCGAUGAAGAAGCUGUGACAACACCAACAUCACCACGAUUUUCAGCAACAUUAAAACGGAUCGAUUCGAGUACAAGUAAGACUGCAACAGUAACUGGCAAAGAUCAUAAAGGAUUGACCACAGCGACUAUUAGUGGUCAACAACAACAACAACGAUCAUCUACCCAUCAUCGUGGUAAAGUUAGCUUGGUAACUGCUGGUGUCAAAAAACAUGGUAAAUCUAAAUCUCAUCAUCAACCAACAUCGGGAGAUCCUAGUGCUGGUGGUGGUGGCGAUAAUGAUGACCAAAAGCAGCAACAAAAGAAAUUAUUAGCUGAUGAUGAUAUGCGUGCAAUAUUGGAAAAUGAAAUCGCACAACAAGACUUGGAUAAUACUGAUGAAGAUCAAGAUAUGACAAGUAAACUAUAGCUGCAAAUUCAAUUUGUCUACCAAAUAAAAAAUGCUUUUCAUUUUGUAAUCUUUGCCUUCUUUAAUAAUAUAUAAUUAAUGAUUUUUCAAUCUCAAGAGCCAUCACAUCAGCAUCUUCGAUCGAUUUCCAUUGAUCUUUAUAUAUAACAAACAGACAUUCAAUUUUUUUCAAAAGAUUUUAAAUAUAAUCAUCAUAUUUACUCAUCAUCACCAUUCAAUCACAACACACACGAUUAUUAUAUCAAAUCUCACACGAAAAGAAUUCCAAAUCGACAUUCAAUAUAAUCGGAAAUUAUUUUGUGAGCCGUGUUCGUGUUCAGUAUUCCAACAAUAAGAAUAACAAUAUUUUAUCAUUUCUUUUUUUUUUUUUGAGCGAAAAGCCGUUAAACUCAACUUUGACCACUUUCAUCAUCAUUAUCAUCAACCGAAUGUGCAUCUGGUCCAAACCGAAUUUUUAUCCCAUUAUGAAUAAAUUGUUUUUUCUCUCUUUGUUUCUUUAUUAUCUCUCUCUCACACACACACACACACACAUACAUGCUGUCAGCUCCGUCUUUCACAAACAAACACAUAAAUACACAAAAAUUCAUAAGCUUCAAACAUUGUUAAUAAUUUCAUUUUUUAUUUUAAAAAAAUAAAUUUUAGCUCUAGUCAUAUCUGUUCAUACGCAACACAAAUAA
Molecule: messenger RNA, 5071 nt
Organism: Dermatophagoides farinae (American house dust mite)
Lineage: Eukaryota; Metazoa; Arthropoda; Arachnida; Sarcoptiformes; Pyroglyphidae
Product: potassium voltage-gated channel protein eag
Biological process (GO): regulation of membrane potential; potassium ion transmembrane transport
Cellular component (GO): voltage-gated potassium channel complex; plasma membrane
Molecular function (GO): voltage-gated potassium channel activity
Source: RefSeq, a predicted model, not a curated record